Molecule: messenger RNA, 1601 nt
Organism: Chaetomium fimeti
Lineage: Eukaryota; Fungi; Ascomycota; Sordariomycetes; Sordariales; Chaetomiaceae
Product: mitochondrial carrier domain-containing protein
Exons: 3
Coding region: 104-1396 (430 amino acids)
Biological process (GO): magnesium ion export from mitochondrion
Molecular function (GO): magnesium ion transmembrane transporter activity
Source: RefSeq, a predicted model, not a curated record
GCUGCGGUACGCCAACAAAAUCCACACGGCGUGACGCCAUAUCUCGAAAACUUUGGCCGCUGCCCAGGCGGCGCUACCCUCUUAUCCUCUUCCCCCCGGGGCGAUGGUGCUCGGCUUUGAGACGGCCCAACGCACCCCGUCGACUGUCUUGCCUGCGCCCUCGCCCUCUUCGCACAGCGUCGUCAGCGCCGCCGUCCCCGUUCCGGACCUCGACGGUCGACAUGAGGAUCACGCGCAUAUCUUGUCGCACGCCCCCACUACCGCCGGAUCGUCUCGCGCUCAGGAUAACAUGAGAUCACAAGAUGGAGAAGUCGAAGGGCGUCCGCCUUUUCUGCACUGCAUGCUUGCUGGAGGACUAGGUGGUUCAACAGGCGAUAUGCUCAUGCAUUCGCUCGACACAGUCAAGACGCGGCAGCAGGGUGACCCCCAUAUCCCACCGAGAUACACAUCGCUAGGAUCGUCCUACCUCAAAAUUUUCCGACAGGAGGGGAUACGACGAGGACUGUAUGGAGGUUGGAUACCGGCCCUCGCCGGCUCGUUUCCCGCCACAUGUUUCUUCUUCGGCAGCUACGAGUGGAGCAAGCGGCAGAUGCUUGACUACGGUGUCCAGCCUCACCUGGCCUAUUUGCUAGCCGGCUUCAUUGGUGACUUGGCGGCGUCCACCGUAUAUGUCCCAUCCGAGGUAGUCAAGACACGCCUGCAGCUACAAGGGCGACACAAUAACCCCUAUUUUACUUCGGGGUAUAACUACAAAGGCACGACCCAUGCUGUGAGGACAAUCGUUCGAAGCGAGGGCAUGUCCGCGCUGUUUUAUGGCUACGGCGCUACUUUGUGGCGCGACCUACCUUUUUCGGCACUCCAGUUCAUGUUCUACGAACAGGCACAGAGUUGGGCGCAUCAAUGGAAAGGGAGCCGGGACAUUGGGUGGCAAUUAGAGCUCCUGACAGGGGCGGCGGCUGGUGGCCUUGCUGGCACAAUAACGUGUCCUCUUGACGUUGUCAAAACGAGACUUCAAACCCAGGUUCAUCCGGAAGCCGGUGGGCUCGGCCCGGCGCCAACCGACCCACCACCACCGAGUUCGGGAACGACCAAGGAGGGGCAGGGCGCUAGGGCGACCUCUGAGACGUCCCAGCAGAAGCUGCAAAAGCGGUUGAUAUCAACAUCCUCACCCUCGACACACACACCCAAACCCGGGGCCGUCACUCUUCAGACUUCCUCGAUGAUUACAGGCCUCCGAUUAAUUUACAGAAGCGAAGGCGUUGCGGGGUGGUUUAGAGGGGUGGGGCCGCGGGCUGCUUGGACAAGCAUCCAGAGUGGGUGCAUGCUGUUCCUCUACCAGUCCAUCUUGCGCAAGCUAGAGGCGUACAUGCCCAUGGAGCGGCGCGAGCUUGUCUAGUGAUGCGAAUCUAGCAGGCCAGCGUCGAUGUAUUCUGUAUAUAGACCAUUUGUACAAUUGUUGUGUUCGAUACCGGGGCUGGGGAGGCAAACUGGGAGGGCGUUGGGUGUCGGCUGGAUAGAUACGUGCUAGAGAUUAGAUGUGUACAUGUACGAAUCUUCAUUCUUCAACUUCUUCUAUCACGGCCAAAAAAAAAACUUCGAGG